AUGUCUGCCUCACUCAAUUCGCCUCUCCGACGCCGUCCACUGGCAUGUGUGCGAUGCCGACGGCGGAAAGUCCGCUGCGACGGAGGCACACCCGCUUGUUCGAACUGCGCCCGAGCCGGAGUGGAAUGUUUCGAAGGAACACCAGGAUCAGCGGUCUCUAAAAGCCGAUUGCAGUAUCUAGAGAAUCGCGUGAGAGAACUGGAGGCCCGCGAAGAUAUCGAGCCGUCGGCAAAUAUCCGAGCGCAGCCGACACUAUGGCGCCAAGAACAGCAUCGCAGCCAUGUCUCCCCAACACAAGUCUCACAACAGGAUGUCCACUCCAUAGGACCUAGGAGGGCGAUUCACCUAGCUGAUGUCCAGUCACCAUUGAGUCGGACGGCACAAACGGACAACACGUCUGGGGCCUCCCCCGCCGUCUCGUCCUCUAGCCGAAUCACUCGGGACCAACCGCUGGCCCACGAAGUGGGCUUACUCUCUUUGACGAACGCCAGCGAUCCCAAGUAUUUGGGUCCAUCAUCCGGAGUUACCUUUGCCCGUCUGAUCUAUGAGAGCGUACCCCAGUCGCAAGGACUGCCAUUGGCGUAUUCGCGACAGAAUGACCAAGAUCAAGGGCUAGACGACCCGGGUCAAGGCCCUGUACUAUAUGAAGCCUUGCAAGUCGACCUGCCUUCCAUGGCAGAGUGCCAGCAAUAUGCCGAGAUGUAUUUCGCUGCAUCAGCAUUCUACCCCUUCAUAUCUCAGGAUGUCUUCUAUACCCUUCUAGGGGAGGUGUUUCGCAUCAGCAAAACAUCGGUCUGGGAGAGUAGACUCCCAGUGAAGCUAGCGCUGGCACAGGUAUUCCUGGUCCUUUCUCUUGGUGCAAGAUCUCUUGAAAUCAAACUAUCCGGAACCUUUGGCUCUCGGGAGCUGUUUGCGACGGGGAUGUCUUACGGUACACAGAUCAAACUUCAUGAUAGCAUUGAGGGUGUGCAGAUUCUCUUGCUGUUGGUGCAACAUAGCUUUUACAGCCCGGAGGGCCUUAAUGCGUGGUAUCUAUUGCACACCAUACUCGCAAGCUGUCUUGACCUUGGGCUGCAGCGCCGUGAUAAUAGUAGCAAGGAGAACGAGCCUCCAUACCAGCGAAAUAUACGGCAUUUGCGUAGUGCAAUCUUCUGGUCAGCAUACUCCAUGGAUCGUACUCUGACUACGAUACUAGGUCGCCCGCUCACAUUGCGAGAUGAAGCGAUUGAUAGAGAAUUCCCUGGAUUCGAUAGCAACGAUGAAGUUGAAGAGGCGGCUACCUACUGGGACCGAAAUCCUAACUCUCAAGAGGCAGGACCCAUUCCGGGACGGGCCUCAACCUCGUACACUGCAUGCAUCUACUCUCUACGCUUUGACCGCCUCGUUGCAGAGAUUAAGCUGAUGCUGUAUCGAGUUUCGCGGUCACCUAGUCGCUUUCCUUGGCCGGCAGAUGUAGGUGCAUGGCAACAGGAAGCGCAAAGAGCUUGUGUUGCUCUUCUUCAAGAGGUGCAAGAUCACCAGCCAGGCCGUUUGCAGGGUGUCUCCAGCCCGCUCUCUGGGGUUGCCGUUCAGCGACUGCAACUCAAAUACCACCAAUGCAUUAUGCUCCUCUUUCGUCCGAGUCCGCAGAUGCCUCGACCUGGCCUAGAUGCUGUUCAAGAGUGUUUCACUAGCGCCAUGGAAAUUAUCGCCAUCUAUGCGGACCUGCAUCGAUUUUCGAAUAUGGAAUGCUCAUGGCUGUCCGCACACUCUAUAUUCGUGGCUUCAAUAACAGUCCUUUAUUGCGUUUGGACAUAUCCGGUGGUCCGCGGCACAACACCUAUAGAUGCUUGUCUAAAGCGAGCAGAAUUAGCACUCCAAUUACUCUCAUUCCUUGGACAGACAUGGACGGUGGCACAAGAGGCCGGUCAGAAGUUAGCGAAGCUGAUUAAAUCCACUAGUGAGGCAUAUGAUGCGAUGACCGGCGGUCCGGCUGACCCUCAAUCACUGGAUAAUAAUGCCUGGGCUGGUAAUGACCAAACGAGGUUCACGCAGAGACAAACCCAAGACAGAACAUACCAGACGCAAGAGGGAUCUGUCAACCCACCACCCGCUGAUGGGAAGAGCUUUUUAAUCGAUGAGCUUGGAAUCCUACGCGACUUGUUUGAUCUCGGCUGGCUGGACGACGUACCUGACGGGAACCAAUCAUUCUUGGGACUCUAG
This is a messenger RNA of Aspergillus pseudotamarii, 2202 nucleotides long. RefSeq names its product fungal specific transcription factor domain-containing protein. Gene Ontology annotation, molecular function: zinc ion binding; DNA-binding transcription factor activity, RNA polymerase II-specific; sequence-specific DNA binding. Gene Ontology annotation, biological process: DNA-templated transcription; positive regulation of transcription by RNA polymerase II. The coding region runs from base 1 to 2202 and encodes 733 amino acids. Lineage: Eukaryota; Fungi; Ascomycota; Eurotiomycetes; Eurotiales; Aspergillaceae. The transcript is spliced from 3 exons. The record is from RefSeq and is a predicted model, not a curated record.